CUUCAAGAGCUAAAAGAAAGUUGCUUGUAAUUCAGAUGAAAAGUUAUUAGAUAUUAUUAAUAAUAAUUACCGUUCAAUUUUUUUAGCUUAUGCUUCACUUUAUUGGUAAGGAACUACACAUAUUAUUUAUGCCACGAUUUAUGCCCAAUUGUUUCGAAACGAUGAAAAGUCGACGUUGUAGUUUUUGGCGCGUAAAAUUUACUUGCUGCGCCAUCCACUGACAAAAUUCACUUCUAAAAUAUUUUUCAUACAAGUUUUUACCGAUGGAGUCGGAUCAGAACCCACUUCUUCAGAACAACUCUCUUGAGGGAAAAGAAAACUUGGGAGGAUUUUUUUGGUUGGAUAUUGAAAGAUAUUAGAUUGACUAAGAUUUCUCUGCUUAAGAUUUCUGGUAAUGAUUGACCAGGUAGAAAUUUUCUUGUCAGGGACCCGUAAUUUUCGAAUGUGUUUCAGAUUUUUUUUUCAUAAUGACCGCUUCCUCGAGAACCCGCAUUUUCCAACCAAUCAAAAAAUACUGCUUUAGCUUUCUGAGUAUGUUUCCAAUGGAUUUCAAUGACGAUGUCGCGAUAACCGGUGGGCACGUGCGUGUUUUUAACCUAUUUUAUUCUUCAGCUGUUCGUUUGUUCCAUUAUAAAUUUUAUAUAUUGAAUUGGAAACAUCUUCACACAUUGUACAUAUACAUUCAAGCGGAGCCAGUGUCAAAUAACAGAAGAAACACCAUUUUAAAAAAUAAAAGCAUUGAACGGCGAAAAUACUGAAAUAAGAUUUUUACGCAGCCAACUUCAGGCACCUUCACCAAAUCACCUCUCAGUCAGUUUCCCUGGUAGUGGCAGUCAAGAUUUCCUACGAAAGUGGAUUUUUGGAUAUUGUUAGAUCAUUAGAUUUCUAUUGACCACGAAAUUAACAAACAAUGGCAGCGAUAAGUUUAUUAAAUCCGAAAGCCGAAUUCGCUAGGGCGGCACAGGCACUCGCUGUUAACAUUUCAGCAGCAAAAGGAAUUCAAGAAGUGAUGAAAACUAAUUUGGGCCCGAGAGGCACCAUGAAGAUGUUGGUAUCCGGAGCUGGAGACAUAAAGAUCACAAAAGACGGCAAUGUACUUUUGCAUGAGAUGCAAAUUCAACAUCCCACGGCAUCGCUUAUUGCCCGGGCUUCAACGGCCCAAGAUGACAUGACGGGUGAUGGUACAACCAGUACAGUGUUGAUUAUUGGUGAACUUCUGAAACAAGCUGAUCUCUGCAUAGCCGAAGGACUUCAUCCUAGGGUACUGACCGAAGGUUUUGAACUUGCAAGGGCGAAGACUAUAGAGAUUCUCGAUUCAAUGAAGAUUCCUAUUGAAGUCACAAAGGAAGCACUUCUUGAUGUUGCCAGAACCUCCUUGAGGACCAAGAUACACAUGAAACUCGCUGACAAACUUACGGAUGCUUGUGUCGACGCUGUUCUUGCAAUAAAAAACGAGGAACAACCUAUUGAUCUUCACAUGGUUGAAAUGAUGGAAAUGCAGCAUAGAACAGCUGCUGACACUACUCUGAUUCGUGGUAUUGUUAUGGAUCAUGGUUCUCGUCAUCCGGAUAUGCCGAAGAAGGUUGAGAACGCUUAUAUUCUGACUUGUAACGUGAGCCUCGAGUACGAGAAGAGCGAGGUGAACAGCGGCUUUUUCUAUAAAACCGCGGAAGAGCGUGAAAAACUGGUGUCUGCUGAACGCGAAUUUAUCGAUAACAGAGUUCGAAAAAUCAUUGAACUGAAGAAAAAGCUUUGCGACGGCACAAACAAAUCUUUCGUCGUUCUCAAUCAAAAGGGCAUUGAUCCACCUGCUCUCGAUAUGCUUGCCAAAGAAAAUAUCAUGGCACUUCGACGAACCAAGCGACGCAAUAUGGAACGUCUUGCUCUUGCAUGCGGUGGUAUGGCUAUGAAUUCCGUAGAUGAUCUCCAAGAACAACAUCUAGGAUGGGCUGGAGUCGUUUACGAGCAUGUACUCGGUGAGACGAAGUACACCUUCGUUGAAGAAUGCAAGAAACCGAAUUCCGUGACUAUUCUUCUGAAGGGACCGAACAAGUACACUUUGGUACAGCUGAAGGACGCCGUCCGCGAUGGAUUGAGAGCAGUGAAGAAUGCGAUUGACGAUCGCGCCGUUGUUCCUGGAGCUGGAGCAUUCGAAGUUGCUGCAAGUCGCGCUCUCGGUAUUUACAAAGACGAAGUUAAAGGCAAGCAGAAGUUGGGAGUUCAAGCCUAUGCUGAGGCUCUGCUCGUCAUUCCAAAAACUCUUGCGGUGAACAGCGGCUUCGAUGCUCAGUACACCAUAGUCAAGUUGAUGGAGGAAACCGCCGCACUCGGUCAACCAGUCGGUUUGGAUGUAACUUCCGGUGAACCUUUGAUACCCAAAGAUGCUGGUAUUUACGAUAAUUACAUCGUCAAAAAACAGAUUAUUAACUCCUGCACCGUCAUCGCGAGCAACCUCCUCCUCGUCGACGAGAUUAUGAGAGCCGGACUUUCAUCUUUAAAAUAAUAGUCCCGCCCGAAGAAAACUUAUUUAAUCGAUAUUGAUAAUUGAUCAAUCGUAUUUUUCACAUUUUGUUAAUGAAUAAUUUAGCAAACGCAUACACACGUAAACGACGCUAUGUUUCAUCGCUCGAGUGUUUUAUUUCGUUUAAGUACAAUCUUUGUAAUCUGACGUCGCUUUUCAAUAACAAUAAAACUUUAUUAAAAAAAAAA
This is a messenger RNA of Venturia canescens, 2709 nucleotides long. RefSeq names its product chaperonin containing TCP1 subunit 6 (gene CCT6). Gene Ontology annotation, molecular function: ATP-dependent protein folding chaperone; ATP binding; ATP hydrolysis activity. The transcript has 6 exons. The record is from RefSeq and is a predicted model, not a curated record. Lineage: Eukaryota; Metazoa; Arthropoda; Insecta; Hymenoptera; Ichneumonidae. Bases 911 to 2503 code for a protein of 530 amino acids. Gene Ontology annotation, biological process: protein folding. Gene Ontology annotation, cellular component: chaperonin-containing T-complex.